CUUUCAUUAUCAGCAUGACCAUCUUUAUUUUCUCUGCGCUAUGAAAGAAGUCUGGUAGAGUAGAUCUCACUGGAAAAUGGCUGGUAGCAAACUCAUCCCAAAAAGAUAAUAAGCAACGCCUCUUUGUUACAAAAAGUCUAUUUUUUUUUCCAAACUCCUCUGUCCUCCCCUCGUACGUUUCCCCCCAAGGUCUCGCCAAAGAUAGAAGAGACACCUUGUCAUGCGCAAAGAACUAGAGUCUUGUGCUUCGUGCGACCUAGGAAGCGGUGUUGCCCUCCCAAAACAGGAAUGCGUCUUCUACCAUUGGUCCCUUGGCUCGGGUUCAAAUCCCGCUUUGGGACUCCGAAUAACCAAGACAAGGCGAUCGUUGGAGACGAAAGCCUAUGGGUUCUGCCUAUGCGUCCUACGGAAAACUAUUUGCUUCACCGACCGCAUUACGUCGAUCUCCUGUAAUCCAAUGGACCAUUAGGUCAAUGGAUGGCUUGGUAUCCUACCUACCCAUUGAACUAUUGGCAAUGUGGGGAAAAAUAGUGUUGAUUUAUUUGGUCAAGUUUGCUCCCCCCCCCCUCCAUCGGGGUUUAAGCUUUUGGAACUUGGACCUACUCGCUUGGCAGGGCUGCCUGGUUCGCUCGCACGGACGGACUGAACCCAUCCGCAUUAACUAUCAACGGGAAAUGAAUCCUUAUGACAUGGGUUUGCGAAUUAGCCUUUUUUCCGUGAAUCCGUUUGUUUAUGCUAUGCGUCGACAGUCUUUUGAUAUGCUACGUUCUCUAGAAUGAUAGUCCGCUAAGAAGGAGGUAGGGUAGCAUGACACACGUUGCUGUUGGUGGCGGUUUGUGGCAGGAAUGGAAAUAACAGAAGAAGCUCAAAGUCUAUAUUCAACCUAGAUGUGGCUCGUGUAUGCAAAAACAUCAUGUCAGAGGGUUAGGAAAUUGAAGAUCAGCAAACAGGCCAGUCUCUAA
Umbelopsis ramanniana AG is the source of this 962-nucleotide messenger RNA. RefSeq lists its product as uncharacterized. The transcript has a single exon. Lineage: Eukaryota; Fungi; Mucoromycota; Umbelopsidomycetes; Umbelopsidales; Umbelopsidaceae. The coding region runs from base 384 to 779 and encodes 131 amino acids. The record is from RefSeq and is a predicted model, not a curated record.